AUGGAUAAUCCGAAGGUUCAAGAGAUCCUAGAGAAGCAAGUUCUUACAGUGGUCAAAGCCGUCGAAGACAAGCUCGAUGACGAAAUUCAUGCCCUAGAUCGGCUCGACCUUGACGAUAUCGAGGCAUUAAGAGAACGAAGGUUGCAACAGAUGAAGAAAAUGGCGGAGAAGCGUAGCCGUUGGAUUUCACUCGGUCAAGGCGAGUAUUCUGAGAUCCCCACCGAAAAGGAAUUCUUCUCCGUCGUUAAGGCCAGUGAGCGCGUCGUCUGCCAUUUCUAUCGUGAAAACUGGCCUUGUAAGAGAGGAUGCAGUCAGUGGGUUUAUGUAGCGGUUACUGUGUUUGCUAGGUUGAAGAGAAAAGGUGGUGGAGAUGCCAAGAUGAUGGUGGAGAUAGGUUUGGGCAGUGAGAGAGAGGGAGGGAGGGAGGGAGGGAGAGGGAACGGUGGUGGUCAUGGUUGUUUCUACGGUGGUGUUGGUUGGCUCGGAAUGGACAUAGAGGGUGAAUUGGUGAUGGAUAAGCAUUUAAGUAUAUUAGCAAAGCAGCACAUUGAGACGCGUUUCGUAAAAAUUCAAGCUGAGAAAAGUCCAUUCUUGGCCGAGAAGCUUAAGAUUGUUGUACUUCCCACCCUUGCCUUGGUAAAUAACGCCAAAGUGGAUGAUUAUGUGGUAGGAUUUGAUGAGCUUGGUGGGACAGAUGAUUUCAGCACAGGGGAACUGGAAGAGAGGUUGGCUAAAGCUCAAGUCAUCAUUUUUGAGGGUGAAUCAUCUCUAAACCCAACGAAAUCUCGCGUUCAAACCAGGGGUGUCCGGCAAAGCACACACUCGUCGGAUUCAGAAUAG
This is a messenger RNA of Ilex paraguariensis (yerba mate), 840 nucleotides long. Lineage: Eukaryota; Viridiplantae; Streptophyta; Magnoliopsida; Aquifoliales; Aquifoliaceae. The record is from the annotation of a GenBank genome assembly.